UAUUAGCUUUGAACCAUGUGUUUGGUUUUGUAAACAUUGCCGAUGGCGAUCAGGUGGUGUGACAAAGUUGUGGGAGGAUAUGUCAGAGAAGAAGUCACAUUCAGUGAAAGUUCCGAGGACGUAUAAAGUAGCGGCUAAAAUAUUGAAGGAAGUAAUUGCUGGUGGAAAUUUGAAGACGCUUGUUUACAACCAACGCUUUUAUAACAUUAAGGCGCUGUAUGCCUUAGUAGUAGAAGCACUUCGUCAUUCAAAAGUGCUGGACUAUGUAAUUGAAAAGAGCGAAAUACUUCUUAAAGAAGAAAGAUUGGACCCGUCCCUGGCACGAAUUCUCAUCUCUGAACUCCUGUGGGGAAAAAGACAACUUCCUGGGAACAGCAAACCUGUAGAGACUGUAAUUUCGUACAAAGACGAAUUGGUCAAGGCAGAACCAUGCUAUGAAGAGUUUCUGUCUAAGGAACAAGAAAGUAGAAGAGUAACAUUACCUCGAUAUGUUCGUGUGAAUACCAUCUAUAAAUCAGUUGAGGAUGUUGUAAAAUAUUUUUGUAGUGAAGGUUGGGAGAAGAUGAGAAUAAAAUUUAAAAGCUACUCUCAGUAUUUGGAAAAGAUACGUUCUUUAAAGGAGGAGCAGUUUAUGCAGGAUUUUCAUAUUAAAGAACUUCUAGUUUUCCCACCAAAAACAGAUUUUCAUGAGCACGAUCUUUACAUUAAUGGCAGCAUUAUUUUGCAAGACAAGGCAAGUUGCCUUCCUGCACAUUUGCUUGCACCUGAACCUGGUAGUACUGUGCUUGAUAUGUGUGCUGCACCAGGAAUGAAAACAACACACCUUGCAGCCCUAAUGGAAAACAGGGGAAAAAUAUAUGCAGUUGAACGUGAUCUGAAAAGAUAUGACAUACUGAAGAAUACAGUAAAAUUAUCUGGUGCCACAUGUGUCGAAACCCUGCUUGGUGAUUCGCUGAGCAUAAGCAGCAGUGACGUUCCUGGUGUAGAGUAUAUUCUUGUUGAUCCAUCAUGUUCUGGUUCAGGUAUUGUGGACAGAAUCGAGUUGGAACCAGAAAGGAGCAGUGAUCCAUCUCGUCUUUACAAGCUGGGUGGCUUUCAGAUUAAACUAUUGCACCAUGCUCUUACAGAGUUCCCACUUGCAAAAAAAGUAAUUUAUUCCACAUGCUCAUUGAAUGUUGAAGAAAAUGAAGAAGUUGUGCAGAAAGUUAUAUCAUAUUUCCCUGACCCACCAGAGUUUAAGCUGGUUAAGAAAAUUUUGCCUGACACAUGGAAAAACCGUGGCAAUAAAUGUUAUGUAGGGGGUAAAUAUUGCCUGUAUUCAAGACCAGAGGAGGAUUUAACCAAUGGUUUCUUUAUUGCAGUAUUCGAAAGGCAUAAUGGUUCAUGUGAAAAAGAAAAAUGUACUGACAAAUAUACUAGGAACUCGGAAAAACCUGAAGAAACCAGCUUAAAAAUACCAGAAACUGGUAUGGCACACGCAGAAAUUGCUUCUUCACAUGACAUUUUGAAGGACGAUGAUAGAAAAUUAAAGCUUGUCAAGCAUCACAGAAAGAAAAGUAAAUUAAAGAUAUGUGAUGGAAAUACCACUGCUCUCGAAGAAAGUAUAGAGGAUGAGCUCGAUGGACUUACAAGGGAGGCUACUACCAGUGGAAAGACAUAUCAGACAGAACAUUUUCAAAAGAAGGAUUCUGUAGUACACAAUUGCACAGAGAAUCUCAGUCAUGAGACCAGACCGGCAAAAUUUGGUCAAAACUUAAAAGCGAAAAAACUGAAAAAAGGAAAAAGUGUGUGUGAUCAUACAAAUAGUUCACAGGAAACUACUUCUGGCUCUCUCCUUGGUGACACUCCAACUGUUAAUAUAAUAUCUGAAAAAAUUUCUCACAUCGGGUCCAACACUUCACCCAAAAAUUUGAUUGUAGAGACUGGAAACAGAACAAAAUCAAAAUCAGAAGUAAGUGAUGAUUAUCAUACAGUAUCAGUGAACCACAAACAAAAGAAACAAAAAACUACUAGUGAAUUUAUUUUUAGGGGAAGAAUAGAUAAAUCAGAAAGUCACAGUUCUACUCUCAACGAACAUAGCUUAGGACUUGAUAUUCCAAAAGAAGUAGUUAAUAUGAAAAAGAAAAAGAAGACACUGGUAGAAAAUUCCAAUGAACUUGGUGAUGUACAAGAAUCCAAAGACAGCAAUAUGCUGAAUAAAAGACACAGCCUCAAAAAGAAAAGAACAUCUCAUUAUGAUGAUGAUAGUGGCAGUGUAAACAUUUUAGGCAGUGUGACAAGAACUGAUCUGAAUAAUGUUAUCAGUGAUAGUUAUGACAGUCCACUCAAUAAAUUUAGUUAUAAUUUGGAAGAAACAAAUCAUUCAAAAAAGAAAAAAAGGAAGAAAGAGGAAAAAUGUGAUAGGUAGCAUAUUCAAAAAUGAACUGAGGUUCUUGCAUGGAAUUUAAUGCUGAUAUUAUUUAUCAGUGUUAUUUCCCUAGGUAUCCUUGAAUGGUAAUAUGAUAUUGUGUGUACCCAUGUCGAAGACUCCCUGCUGUGUUUGGUAAAUGUGCUGGCAUUGGGUAUAUACAGUAACCAAGUUCAACAGGAAUUCCAUGACACAAUAUAAGAACAGUUGUCCUCCUUAAAUGUAAUAUGAAAUGGAAAUAAAGGCAUGUCAUCAACAAAAACGUCUUUAGGCUUGUAAUAUACACCAGUCAGUAAAAAAUAGUGUGCUGUAUACCCUAGAAGACACAGUUUUGAGAAGUGCAUUGCAAAGAAAAAACCAAAAUACACAUGUUGUAAAAUCUAAUUGUGCCACACCAGUCAAGAAUGAAGAAUGUCCCUUCUAUGUCUCCAUUUUCUAGACAGUCACUCAUAUAAUGACUAGACAUGUACAAGAAUUGUUUCCAUUUUUGUGAAGGAAAAUGUUAAAUAGGACUCGCCAAACUGAUCUGUAUGCUGUAUUUGGAACUUGUAUUUGUUUCUUACAGACUAUUUUGAUGUCUGAUUUUAAUAAAACUGUAUUUCUUAUUUGCAUUA
Molecule: messenger RNA, 3021 nt
Organism: Schistocerca nitens (vagrant locust)
Lineage: Eukaryota; Metazoa; Arthropoda; Insecta; Orthoptera; Acrididae
Gene: Nsun5
Product: 28S rRNA (cytosine-C(5))-methyltransferase
Exons: 6
Coding region: 80-2407 (775 amino acids)
Biological process (GO): rRNA base methylation
Cellular component (GO): nucleolus
Molecular function (GO): methyltransferase activity
Source: RefSeq, a predicted model, not a curated record